AUUUUCCAACCAUAUGAUUAUUUAAGUCCCAAGUGUCUUUUAUAGAGGAGGGAAAGAGUUGCAAGAGAUCCUCAUGGGGCAAAUGCCAACCCCUUAGUUUUCUGUACUCAUAAACUUGGCUGUUCUAUUGCUUGUUGGACAGGUUCUCGUGGCUCAUUGUAUCAGUAAAGUGCUGUGUCCCUCAAAGAUUUUGAUCUCAAGCUAGCCAUCACAAACUAGAGAACUUAACAGCUGUUGCUUUCAGGAAUUUGUGUCUGUAUUUGUGCAAAGAUGUAACUCAUUUUGGAAAUGGAAAUGCCACCAUGAGGGCUUUGGGCCCAAACUCAUGGACUGAGAGACUAAAAUAGAAACCCUUUAUCAUUCGUUAUAUUGAGACUCAACCAUUCAGGAAGUGCUAGAAUAACUCUUUUAAUAGGCACUCUUGGAGGUUCUUCAAGUAAAUGUUACAACUUUCGAAUUCCAUAUGACAAGAUGGAUAGAGGGUGGUGCUGGUAGCCUGGUAAAAUUGGACAAAGUUGCAUACAAGAAUAGUCAGGACUAUUGGCAGUGGCAGUUCCUGCAAGCCAUGAAUGAGGCCUUCUGUGGUUUUCUCACUUACAAAAAUGUUUCAAUUGGAUGCUAUCCACAUACUAGACUCAUCAUUCUACUUGAAGAACUACAAAGCUCCAAGUGUCUCUGGGAGGAUCUCAAUGAUGAGAAGCCUGGCACUCUCAAAGGACAUACUAAGCUGCAAGUGAUGAUGCAUAUUGCUCAUGGUCAUAAAUAUGGAGCUGCAUACAAUGCCCUUUUCUACCUGUGCUUAGUUUCUCAAAGCGUGAAUAUUGUAGAGUAUAUUUUGCUGCUCUAUGCAUCUUGGUGUUGCUUCUUCCAGGCUGAUGCAGUAUCUUAUGCUAAACAAGUUGUAAAGCUGAUGGACAGUGGACACAUGGCAGGGAAGGUCACAGUUGAAAUAAAUGAGGAGCUGAUGCAUCCUAUUGCACAACACUGUUAUAUCCCAGAUAUGAUCCGGUGCUGCCAUCAUAUGUUACUUUGACUACAGAUAUUUCAUUGAUGGCUUUUAAUAAAGUUCAUCAAUGAUAAUAUUCAUAAUCCAACCAAGAAACCCUCUUGUACGGGACAAGGAUCUCAAA
Molecule: messenger RNA, 1130 nt
Organism: Gastrolobium bilobum
Lineage: Eukaryota; Viridiplantae; Streptophyta; Magnoliopsida; Fabales; Fabaceae
Product: 5'-adenylylsulfate reductase 1, chloroplastic-like
Exons: 4
Coding region: 464-1033 (189 amino acids)
Source: RefSeq, a predicted model, not a curated record